This is a messenger RNA of Gadus chalcogrammus (walleye pollock), 2003 nucleotides long. RefSeq lists its product as uncharacterized. Lineage: Eukaryota; Metazoa; Chordata; Actinopteri; Gadiformes; Gadidae. Gene Ontology annotation, biological process: vein smooth muscle contraction; intracellular calcium ion homeostasis; regulation of vasoconstriction. Gene Ontology annotation, cellular component: extracellular region. The transcript is spliced from 4 exons. The record is from RefSeq and is a predicted model, not a curated record. Gene Ontology annotation, molecular function: hormone activity; endothelin B receptor binding. Bases 378 to 863 code for a protein of 161 amino acids.
GGAAGACCUGAUGGACUUCGGGCUGGAGAGGAGCCGAUGAUGCUGAUGUCUUAUUGAUGAUCAUUUUUGGUUCCCUGUCUGAGGCUUGUUCACACUCGCUCCCCUGUCCAGACAAAAACUCUCUAUGCACAGGGAGGUUUACCUGAGAAGGUGUUUCCAUGGGAACCGUCAAGAGGUGAGGUGUAUGAAUCGGCUGGACCUUCUUCUGCCUCCUCAAAUGUCCACCAUCCCAGCAGGCCCCUGCGAUCUUCCCCAGUGUGCUGAGUGUGUUUGAGAGGACUAUCGUCCCUGUGGGCAUCCCAGCGAAACACUUCAGAAGAGGGGACUGAGUGACAUCUGGAGUUAAGGCUGCCUUCUCUCUCUGGACGGACAGGAGAAUGGAAAUCACCCUGUACUGCUGUUUUCUGUCCCUGUUUCUCAUCCAACAGCACCAAGCCUAUCCUAGCUCAAAACCGGGCCCCACAGCGGAGGAGGGCCUCCCGACGCAGCUCGUCCACAAGGCUCACCGGAGGGAGAAGCGGUGCUCGUGUGAGAACCCCAGGGACAAGGAGUGUGUGUACUUCUGCCACGUGGGCAUCCUCUGGAUCAACACCCCCAGUCAGGUGGUCUCCUACGGUUCUGUUCGGCUCAGGAGAGACCUGGACCGCUGCCUCUGUACCGAUCACCACGACGAUGGCUGUCUUCGAUACUGCUCGGCCAAUCGAAAGCGCUCAGAUUGGAAAACAUCUGAAGUCAAGAAACAGACCUCCAAACAACAGAACCGGCGCAAGGCAUUGUGGGAGAGAAACAACAGAACCGGAAUCGCGCGACCCAAGGAAGAGCGGCGGGAAGGAGAAACGCCGGUAGCUCAGAGGGCCACUUGAUGCAACCAACGGACGGUCAGCUGUCGAGCGUCCCUCUCUUUGUUUCCCAGACGAUGGUUUGGAAGUAACAAACGUCUGGUUUCACCGACACGUGGACAGAGCCGAAAUAAAUCAACCAACUUAUUCUCAAACAUGUGUUAUCUCUAUAAGCUGACAUUCCAAGCAUUUAGAGGACGGGAUGAUUGACUGGACUUAAUGGAUGAAUUACCAAAAUGGACCCAAAGUAUAUAUAAACUUACUUAAAAAGAACACUCACAGAACGGAACUCUGUGGCCUGAGGCUGAGUCCAGACCGGACCACCCUGCGGCGGGGGCCGCGGACGCGUAUCACGGAAGAACGACAAACAGUUUAAAUUGCGGGACUAAACCGCGCGUCAAAACAGUGAGAAAGGGUGGACCGUGGACGGGCUGCUUUACGACUCCUCCGGCCUGGAGAAUGGACACAUAUAGUAAGAAUAACACCGCGUUGUGUUUGUCCCAUACGCAUGUCUUUAAACUCACACGGCAGACACAUGGACGCCCCUGUCCGGACGGCCAGGCAUGCACCAUGCUGCACCAUUUACAUUUGCAUUCACGGUAUUCAGCAGACAAUUUUUUCCAAAGCGACUUACAAUAUGUAGGCCCUACAUUUGUCAGAAGAAGGAGAAACAACAAUUUUUCGCUGUCGGUACAGGAAGGAAAUGUCAAGCACCAACAAUCUGCCCAAUGAGGUCUGUCCUUUUAAAGGGCCUAGGUCUGGUAGGCCUACUAAACGAUAUGAUUAACAUAAUAUGAGCUUAAUUAAGCUCAUCAUAUAUUUUGUAAUACAUUAUUCAUGUAAAAGAUUGUCAGCAUAUUGAAACACAACAUUAGGCCUAUAUGAAACUCACCAAGUUAAACUGUAUUUUUCAUGUAUAAAAUAAAAUGACCUGUGUCUCGUAUUGAGACACAAAUCACUGUAAGCAAACUAAUCUAACUUCUGUCUUGCUUCUUCAAUGUAGAUGUACUGCGUUACAAGGACAACAAAUUAUAUCUAGAUUUGUUUUUAGUGGAUACAAUGCAUAAUGUUUAAGCAUAGGCAUUUAUAAAUAUACAGUAUGUAUCUUCUCUUUGAUGUACGUACUGUGCAAUUACACAGUAUGUAAUCUGUGCACUUACUCAU